GCAGCGGAGGAGGGGCACACAGCCAGCUUAAGAGGCAACGAGAAACAAACAGCUCCAUCUCACCUAAGCCCUGCACCCACAUUCACGCCCACACUCCCCCGAAGCCGACACUAGAGCGCUUCAUCCGCUCACUUAUCCCACCGAAGGAAAGCCACUGCUCUGUUUAUCGCUUUAACCCCGAUUUAAAUACACGACAAACGGACAGCAUCAGAGGAGGCAUGCGGCGACACGUACCUGUCCUCUGAAGCAAAUCUCUUCCUCCAGCGGAAUUUUCUACCACCGCACAACCGAAAACCGCGAACAGAAACGAAUGCUCGAGGAACCUGCGUAGUCGCCAACUGCGCAUUCCCCAUCAACGUCACAGACAGCUCGCGGUGUGGGCGGGGCCAUACUUGGUAUCGUGUCACAGAUUCUAAGGGGCGGGGCCGUGCCUGGAAUGAGCGUCAAAACACAGAAUAAUGUCUGGCAAUGUUCUGUUUUUUCACUGAAUUGGUUCCAAUACUUGAUGUGGCUGUCGCAAAAUUACAUAAAGGCUAAACCUAUACGACAGGACUCCAAUCUCUCGUUGGAAAACAUGGCUGUUGUGACAAUUCAUUCCUGAUACUGUGUACGAAGCUAGCAGCAUGUCUGAAGCAUCUAAAUGAGAACGGAGCUAGCCAGCCAUGCUUAGUUUCCUCUGAAGGUUCCAACUGACUUGACUCAACACUCACUCAGCUCCCAUGAUUUUGAACAGACCCAACUGAUUUAGAGUUGAACAGUUGCCCAGGUUUGCAGCAGUCACAACUUAUGCACAGCAAGCUCCCACACAAAGUAAUAUAAUGACAACCAGAUAAUUUGGUUCAGGAGUGUUAGCUGAAGGAUAAGUAUUGGCCAGGACAUUGUGAAGGAUGCCCUGUUCUUCUUCAAAACAUGGCUGUGAUAUCUUUUACAUUUAUCUGAGAAAACAGAAUCCUGACUUCUGCCUUGGCUGAAGAAGCUCUCAUCGCCAUCUCUUCGCUGUGAAAUGCAUCUGUCCCUACAUGCAUAGACUACAUUGCAGAAUGAGCAUAGCCAUUAUUUUCAAUGCUUUGCUUGUGUCCUUCCUAGCGGCUGUGUUAUGGAAGUAUGCUAAAUUGUGGGAACAUGCUGUGUCUAUAGAGGAAGAGUUGUUGCGUUCCCAACAGACUCAAGAGCUGUCCCAAAUAAAGAUUGAUUACCAUGCUGCAUUGCAAGCCCUCAUGGAAGACGGCACCAGAAUGGCUUGCACAGGAACAAUGCACACUGAGCGGAUCUGCCGGUUUGAAUCCCUCUGCUACUCUACUGAUGUUGAUGAGUUUGUCUUCUUCCACAGCAAUGCUUCUAUCUUGCUGCCAAAUCUAGGCUCCCGGCGAUUCCAGCCUGCUCUGCUGGACUUAUCUUCUGCUGAGGAUCAUAGCGCACAGUACUUCAAUUUUGUAGAAUUGACUGUUGAUGCUCUUAAGUUCAUGCCGAAACCUGUCUUUGUGCCAGACGUUGCAUUGAUUAUGAACCGUUUCAACCCAGACAAUCUCAUGCAUGUCUUUCAUGAUGAUCUCCUCCCAAUUUACUACACCAUGCAACUGUUCCCAGACUUGGACCAAGACUCACGAUUGGUGUUUAUGGAAGGUUGGAAUGAAGGGCCACACUUUGACCUUUACAAAUUGCUGAGCAACAAGCAACCCCUUCUGAAGGAUCACCUGAAAGGUCUUGGCAAGCUGCUUUGCUUUACAAAGUCUUAUGUUGGUUUGUCAAAAAUGACAACUUGGUACCAGUACGGGUUUGUUCAACCUCAGCGACCAAAAGCAAACAUAUUGAUAUCGGGGAAUGAAAUUAGGCAAUUUGCAAACUUCCUGGUGGAAAAGUUAAAUAUUACCACAGACUCCAGUGGUGAAGGGUACAUUGUGGUGUUCAGUCGCACAAUCAAUAGGUUAAUUCUGAAUGAAGCGGAAUUGAUCUUGGGUUUGGCACAGGAAUUUCAGAUGAAGACUAUUGUGGUAACUCUGGAUGACCAUUCUUUUAGUGAUCUUGUGCGAUUAAUUCGUGGAGCCUCUAUGUUGGUCAGCAUGCAUGGAGCUCAGCUGGUGAUGGCACUCUUUCUGUCCCCAGGUGCUGUAGUUGUUGAACUUUACCCCUAUGCUAUUAAUCCAGACCAUUACACGCCUUAUAAAACCCUGGCAUCUCUCCCAGGUAUGGAUCUACAGUAUGUUGCCUGGCGGAAUACGAAGAAGGAGAAUACGGUUACCCAUCCCAAUAGGCCAUGGGAACAAGGUGGAAUUGCUCACCUUGCUCAAUCUCAACAAGAGCGUAUAAUAAAGAGCAAAGAGGUUCCUCGCCACCUAUGCUGCCGAAAUCCUGAAUGGCUGUUUCGUGUUUAUCAGGACACCAUAGUGGAUAUCCCAUCAGUGAUGAGUGCCAUUCAUCAGUCAGUGGGAUCCAAACUUCCUGUCAAAAAGAUUAUGGCAAACAGUUUAAUAUAUCCCGGAAAAGUGAGAGAUUCCAAGUGCCAUUCCCCUGAACAGGUCACUAAUGUUGGAAAGUUGUCCAUUUCAUGGGAAGUACCUUGGAACCUGAAGUAUUUAAAAGUAAAAGAGGUGAAGUAUGAGGUAUGGAUCCAGGAACGAGGUGAGAACACCUACAUGCCUUACAUCCUGCCUUAUCAGAACUACACAUUCAUGGAAAACAUUAAACCAUUUACAGCCUACAUGGUUUGGAUAAGGUGCAUCAUUAAUGAAAACCUUCUUGGCCCAUUUGCAGAGGUACUGACUUGUAACACAUAAUGCAGUAUUGUUAGACAGACAAGAAGAAACAUCAUGUGCUUCAAUAAAUUGUGUGGCUUAGAAAUGUGUAAUUCAAUAUUUAUUUAGCCCUGUAGCUGAAAAUAUUUGUAGCGAAUAAAGGAACAGAUCUUAAAUAAUAGUAGGUAUUUUGGGGCUUUUGUGCACAUUUGAGUGAGCUCGUAGUCAAGCGCUGCCCUGAUGCAAAGAAAUGUAGAUUCAGAGCCAAUUAAGAUUUGGCUGAAUUGCAGUUCACCCUGGUUGGGGCAGAUCAUAACUAAAAUUAGUAAUAUAGAUUUAGACUGGUUUGUUACACAGUGGUUGGAUAAAACAUAAGGAGUACCUGAAAUCAGAAGCUGAAUGUCUAAGUAAGGGUUGUACCAUUCAUCGUGUCAGUGUGUGAGCCAGAGGCAAAGUGAAUGUUUGGGUCCGUAUGAAGAUAGUGCUGUUGAAGCAACAACAGCUAGCUUGCUUCCACUAACAAGUUAGAAGUUUUAAAUAUCAUUUGACUGAAGUAAAACAAAACAACCAAAGCUUCUUCAACAAAUAUAAUGAUCAUAACUGCUGAGCGCUUGUGAGCUUUACACAGGCCUGCUGCGUUCUGAGCCACAACUACAAAAAAUAAUGCAUGAUGAUUGCAGAUAAGCUAAAAUGAAUUUGCUUGGUAAAAUGUUUGUGUUUUAUAAAUCUUUCUCUUCCCCUCUGUGGGAAGUUCCCAUUAUUAAAGGUUGGUCCAACCUGAUUGGAAAUGACUUCGUUAUACCUGCUUUAUUGCAGAAUGGUUGGUUCCAUCGCUGUUUCUGCAGAAAAUGUAAUAACCACAACUACCUUAAGAUGCUAAGAACAUGUUCAUUUAUAGGCUGUCUGUUCUCCAUCUCCACAAAGUGUUGAUUUCUUUUCAUAUGUUGAUAAACCUUUGCUAAAGAAAUUAGCCUAGGUGCUAAGUUAUUUCAGUUCCCUUCACUUUGAAUUGAUUCUCCCAGCUCUGCAAUUCUGUGUAUAAUUUUCUUUUAAAAUUUACCUGAUAUUAAAUUAUGAUCUUAAAAAUCUUCUUUCUGCUAUCCUCUAUCUCAUAUUGGAAUCAAAAAAGCCCAGGGUUGACAAUUGCAGCUAAAUGCAUGAAAUUCUACUGUUAAUCUCCAUCAUUGGCUGAACCUCUCCACUCAAGUGUUACUCCCAAUAUAGUCUCACCAACUUACAAUCUUAAUUCUUCCCCUUGAUUUAUGUGUUAGAAUCUUGCUCAAUGUUUACAUUUAUAUCUUUACUUGCAAUAAUCUUAUCAGAUUAAAUGCAGAAGUAGAAUUUAAUAUUAAAUUUAAUAUUAAAUUAAAUUAACAUUAAUAAAUUUACAUUUCCAUUGGAAAGCAUUGGUCAUUCAAUCCAGCUCAGGUGCGUUGGACUGAUUGACAUCUCCUGUACUAUUUAUUCUAUGAUUCUAUAUAACAUUGAUGGGACAGAAAGUAUUUGCAGGUCUUGAUACCCUUAGUUCCUUUUUGUGGUCAUUUUAAAGUCAGGAUGCUGUGAGCUUUGGAGGUGAAAAUGUUCCAAUUAUUUUGCCAAUUUUGACCUUAGUAGAGUUUGUGUGGUUGGGCUGUGCUAUUAGAAUAUAUUUGGUGAACCCCUGUUCUUCUUCCAGUGAAUAGUGCAUGCUGAAAAUGUCCUGGUGGUGGAAUUGGUAGAUCUUGAGUUCAGGUGUGGUGUUGCCAAUCUAGCAAACUGUUUUGCCAUUAGUGGUGCUGAGCUUCUUGGGUUAUUGGACAUGCACCAUAUUCAGGUGUCUAUUCCAUCACACUCAUGAGAUUUCGACACGAUGGAAAGGCAUAGAUCAUUCAAGUGAGUCACUGGUCAAAGAGUAUCCAGUAUCUGAUCUUAAAGCCACUGGUUUCUCCAGUUUAGCUUCUUGUCAACAUAUCAACAGUGGUGGACUCUGCACUGAUGAGGUUACUAAAGAUCAGGCAUAGUUGACACCUUUUCUUGGAGAUGGCCAUUGCCAAGCACAGAAGCUGCCUUAUUGGAAUUAUAACGUGUUGAAUGAACAUGAAAAACUGGACUGUUUGUUAUGAAUUAUCCAUAUUGAUUCAUUUUAAAAAUCAAAGAGAACAUGAAAUAGAAACAAAAGCUGCCAGUGUUCUCAAGUUGUUGAAUGAAAUUUUAGUGCUGGCUAAAACAGGACUGGAUUGCCAGUACCUGUAACGUCAGGUUAAUGUAUUUAACAACACAGGUAUUACAGACUUACUGCUAUUGGAUGACAGCUUUCUUACGUGAUUUACUAAUAACCACAACAAAUUACCGGAAUGACAUUCAAUAAAUGUGAACAGUGCUGCAUAACACCAAUUUCAGUGGAUGAAUAAAGGAAAACCUGCCUUUAUAUGGCAUCUUUUACAACCAUCAGAUGUCUCAAAGUGCUUAACAAUCAGUUUGCGCCUGGAUCGAAGACAAGAAAAUACAAACUGUUCUGGGUAGCAGGAUGGACUGAUGAACAAUUGCACAAGUUUUAAAUCUGUAAGAGAAAUGAAUAGAUAAAACAAAUUUGAAAUAAAAAACACUUGAACCUUGGGAGCCAAGCAAAAAUAAUAUAAUAAUGUACAAUGUGUGCUGAGAGUGUGUAAAAUGACUACUGUGAAAAUUUUGAACUGUCUUUAAUAUUUGUCUGGUUUUUAAUCUUUGUGCAUUAGUUUUCUUUUGCAUCAGGGAAUGUUGACUAUUUAUUGAGUAAUUGAAUUGAUUUGUUGCUCAGUGUGUCAUUAGCUAUACAGAAGAAACAUGCUGCUUUAACUUUGGCGUGCAGUUUAUUUAAUACUGUGCCCAGGUAUGUUUGUGCAUUAUUGUUCAGGCAGAAUUUGAGCCAAAGGCUGAGAGAUUUUGUUUUAUGUUUGUUUUUAGACUUAACAUAAAUCUGUAUGGAAUUUCUGUAUCUUGGAGAUUAAAUAUAGUAUUAAGAGAUA
Messenger RNA from Rhincodon typus (whale shark), 5716 nucleotides. It is a transcript of the gene pomgnt2, whose product is annotated as protein O-linked mannose N-acetylglucosaminyltransferase 2 (beta 1,4-). Lineage: Eukaryota; Metazoa; Chordata; Chondrichthyes; Orectolobiformes; Rhincodontidae. Gene Ontology annotation, molecular function: protein binding; protein O-acetylglucosaminyltransferase activity. The transcript has 5 exons. Bases 1020 to 2774 code for a protein of 584 amino acids. Gene Ontology annotation, biological process: protein O-linked glycosylation via mannose. The record is from RefSeq and is a predicted model, not a curated record. Gene Ontology annotation, cellular component: endoplasmic reticulum.